GCGUAUAAUUUAUUAAAUAUGCUUAGUCUUCAAUUGAAUUCUAUUUUAUAUCUCCUUAUAUUUAAUUGUGUUAAUAAACUUGAUGGUUUAAAAUUAUCAAAAUUAUGUACAACUCUUACAGUUAAUCUAAGAAGUCAAAUAAGUAUCAAUCGAAAUGUAAGCUUAACCGUAUCAUCAUCAUCAUCAUCAUCAUCGGAUAUGCAGUCUGAUUUAAAUCAACUAAAGUAUCAAGAUAAAGUAAUGAUGGAUGAUAAUGGAUUUGAAUUACGUAUUCGAAGAGUAAAUGAUGGUGUUAUGAUUGAUGAAUGGUAUGAACCUGGAAGAAAAUAUUAUGUAAUAUUGACAAAUCGAUUUCAUUCAGUAGGAUUUCGUGAUGGAUUAAUAUGGAUUGAACCUAAUAUGAAUAAGGAAAAAAUGAUGAUGAAUAUAAAAAUGGAUUCAUCAAUUCUUGUGGAUAGUAAAUCACUUAAUGGACAACUCAAUUCAAACACAUUAACAGAUAAUAUGAGCAAUUACUCUUCUAGAGAGUUAGGCGAAUGGAUUCAUUUAACUAAUCAGGAUCCAAAUAAUAAUAUUUUAUCUGAUUUAUGGACAACAGAGACAGCAGUCACUCAAACAAGAUUAGGUUGUGAAGGUCUUACAGCUGAGAAGAUCUCACGUACUCAAAGACUUGUUACAAAAAUGAUAGUUAUAUGGAAAGCACCAUUAAAAGAUAAAUGUGGUUGUAUCAAUAUUAAUGCAGCUGUACAAACACAUAAUGAACAAAGAGAAAUAUUUUCCGCUAUAGGUGGUUUGACCAAAACACUUUGUCCAAGUUAUACACGACCACCAAGUCCUGUUCUUCCAGCUUACAUGUUACCUGCAAAUGAUAGAAAUGUCGAAAAUUCUAUAAAGGAAAGAACGAUGAAGUUAUCACAUGAUGAAUUUAUGCAUUUGGAUAGUAUGCAACCUCAAGACUGUUGUGCAUGUGGUUCAGCAACUUAUAAGCUCACCUUUACUGGUAUGUGGACUAGAGCAACACAUCCAAAAGACUGGCCCGUCCACAAUCCUGGAGCACUUCACUGGACUAACCUUAUCGGUGCUAGUCACUCACCAAGUUUCCAAAUUUACCGUAUGGGAGAACCAGCAAGUGCUGGAGUUCAAGCUGUUUGUACGUAUGGUGACACAACUGUGAUGAAACAGUCACUCGGGAUCGCUGCUACAAACACAGGUUCUUUAGGAGGAGUUCCAUCUGGAACUCAAAGAGGUUCUACCGGUAUCGGACCGUUACUAAGUCUAGUGUCUGCUCCAGGCAUGUGGGGAGAAGAAGCUCUUGAAGAGACGAGAACAACUUAUGUUGGUGUAAAUAGAACACAUCCUUUAAUAUCAUUUUUAACAAUGCUUGGACCCAGUCCUAAUUGGUGUACAGGUAUUUCCAGUCAAUCAGUUUGUCAAGCGGACUGCACUUGGGUAAAAAACAUUGAAAUUGACUUAUUUCCUUGGGAUGCUGGAGCUCGUAACGGUGAUACAUAUCUUCCUAAAAAUUCAGAUAACAAGGAUGUUCCAGAACCUAUUCGUUUUAUCACCAGAGACUGGAUGCCAAAUAGUCCAUUCACGCCAGGCGUCCCGGUAGCAAAAUUAAUCUUGGAGAGAGUUUUACCUAAUGAAUCAUGGGAAUGUACUUCAAAGUUGUACGAUGGGGUGGAGCUAUUUCAUGCCGAUGGAAGUACAGAAACAGUAGGUUCCAGACCAGGAUCCCAAUCUAAUAAACAUUCUCCGAUAGUUCAGUCAGUUAUGGGGGAUUUAACAGGUGCACUACCAAAGAAAACUCGAAACAAAAUUGGUAGUGGUGGAGUAGGCGGAACACGAAUUACAAGUGGAGGACUAGGUGGGGAUGAUCCUCUAUCAGAUCCAAGUUUGGCACAGAUGGCCACAUUUCUAUGUGUUACAAGUCCUUGGUCAGCCUGGGGGUCGUGUUCAGUUACCUGUGGUGUUGGUCGUCGAACUAGACAACGUGACAUGCUGAUCAAUAAGAAGACAGAGCUUUGUCAACAUGUUCCAUUAGUUGAAGAAGAGUCAUGUGAUGGUAUAAAACGCACAUGUGAUUUCAGUGCUAUGUGCAGCUUAUUACCAUGGACUGCUUGGACCCCAUGUAAUGCUACUUGUGAUAAACCGCAUGGAUGGCAAACACGUACACGUUAUUUAGCCCGCUCAUCAGAAAAGAAUUAUUGCGAACAUAUAUUUCAAAGUGAAACCGAGUCAAACAAUGGUACUUUACGAGAAUUGAGGGAAUGUCAGCCAAAAGAUACAGAUUGUGAUCCGGCUACAAUAUGUUCAGAGGGUAGAAAAGAUGGUAUAGAAUGUGGUGAAAAAGUUUUAGCAUACUACUAUAGUGCUAUUGAACAUGCAUGUUUACCAUUCAAAUAUUUAGGAUGUAAAGGUGGGCGUAAUCGAUUUCCUACAAAACAAGAUUGCGAAGAUUUAUGCAUUCCAGCUGUUGAAGCACUACCUAAUUGGCGAAGAGAACGGAUAGCUUUAUUACAAUAUCAAACAGCUCAAUUAGCUACAGACAGUAAUGAUUUUAAAAAUCAAUCGAUUUCUCCAGCUAAACACUGUUCUCAGGUAAUGGACCCUGGUUAUACUUGCAUGGAUGAUAACCCACCACAGAAUAGAUGGUAAGUUAUGACUUUAUUUAUUAUUUAGUCGAGGUUUUGGCUUUAAAAUUAAGCAGUAAAUAGUUGUUUUGUUUUAAUCUAGAUUUUCUCAGUUCAUGUAAAUAGACUACGAAUGUUUACAUUGUCGUGAACUUUCAUUUAUCAAACUUGACCUGUUUGAGUUUAUAAAAGACGAUGUUUUAAUAGGACUUUAAAGCAUUUAUCUUGAGGAUAAGUUAUUACUAAAUGGUAUAUUGUCGUUCAGACUGAUAUAUGAAAAUAGUAGAUUCAGAGGGUCUUUUUUGUAUUAAAGUUUUCGAUGCUUUUUCAACUGAUGUUAACACGUAAUAAUACACUAGCAAGGUUAAAUAACUAAAUGACAUUGAAUUCAGUAAAAUUCAGGCUUAUUAGGUAACAAUAUUUUUGGUCAAAGUCUACUUUUCCCUGUUGCCUGGGAAAUCUCAAUGAUGUACCCGGGAAACUGGUUUAUUUUUUAAAGCUAUGAAACAUUAAAACAUUCAUAAAUAACAUCAGGCUUCAGAGUGGAAGAUUAGGACACACAUUACAUGCAGUGUUUCUGAUGAAGUAUAAUAAUUUUUGCUGCACAACUUAUAUUAUGACUAAGAUCAAGGCUUCAUAAUCAAAAGUAAUAAGUGUAAACCUGAUUUAUGUAGUAUGUAAUCACUAGUCCCUUGCUGAAUACAGUCAAUUAAAAGACUAAGAUGACGGGAAUAUAUCAAAAAGACACAUAACGUACACCUGAAUUCAGAAAGGGAAAUAUAAAUAAAUCUUUCUAAUUCAAACUUAAGGUAACAGUCAAAAUUAUCGAAGUUCAGUUUAUUUUAAUUGAACUAGAAAGGAUUUCGAAUAAGUUAUUCAUAUAAACAUGAAUUUUGUUAUUUUUAUACUUUUCAUCAGUUAUAUGAAAUUUUAAAUGAAAUCCCUGUUAUCAUAACUGGAUGAAUAGUAUCAUCUUAAGUUAAACAAAUGAUCGGUUUUAUUGUGCCUUGAGUCAGUCUGAUCUCGUUCGAAUGUUUUUAUUCCUCUACUAAUCAGUGAAGGUUAUCACAACUUAACUCUUAACAGAUAACACAUCAUUAGCCCUGAACAUUUUAAUUUAAAAACCUUAGGGUAAUUUGUCCACUACACUUCAUCACACUGUUAACCAGACAUCAUCUCUUGAAGUUUUUUUAGCUGCUCAAAUGAUAUGAUUACACAGAAAAAUGUGGAGAUGUCCAAGAAUGAAACGACAAAUCUUUCUUAGAACUAACAUAUAUAUGUGAAGUAAUUUCAUAAAAAAUCAAAGUACAUUGAGAGUCAUUUUGUGACUUGAUGUACUUAAUGUCGUUUUUGAUAUAGUUUAGGGUCUACGCUCAAAUAAGUUUAAACUUUGUCAAUUCUUGUAUUCCAGUGCAUAUAUUACCAAUAAGUUAUUGGAUCAAGGUUCUGUACUCUAUAUUUUACUACUCUGGUCAAUACAUUUCAUUGCAUGACAAACAGCUGCAUCUGUUUCUGACCAGUUCUAUUACUAUAGUAAUGUAGGUUUAUUAAUUAGUGGUACUUCGAAAUAAAUCAAAAACUUUGAUCAACACCUGUAGAAUAAUUUUUAAUUACAGUAAUGACGAUUAUUUACCUAUUUCUUCCUAGGUAUUUUUGUCCCCGCCUACGAAGAUGUCGUGAUUUUGAAUACCGUGGUUGUGGUGGUAAUGAAAACAAUUUUGAAACAUAUCAUGGUUGUUUAUCUGAUUGUCUCCCGUUAGAAAUGGAGAAGCUACGACAAAUCAAUAAGGCACGUAUGGCUAGCAUGCGUACAUACACAAAUGACACUUCUAUGAUCCAUAAUAACGCAACAAAUAAUCAUACCGCUAUCUCUAUACAAAAAUCAGUGGAUGAUAAAAAUGAUGUUAAUUCAUUAAAUGAAAUAGAACAUCAAAAAUUAAAUGAUAUAUCGGGUCAUAAACAAGAUUGCAUAAUGACUACAUGGAGUGGUUGGAGUCCAUGCUCAGUAUCAUGUUCUCAUCAAAAAGGUACGCAAAUGCGUUGGAGAUAUAUUGAAAAACCUUCAAUGCAUGGUGGGAAUUCAUGUGGUACACUUUUUGAAAAACGUGAAUGUCAUGGAAUCGCAUGUUAAUAUAAUCAAGAAUAUACAAAGAAAAUUCAUUCUUACUGUAAAUUCAACAAUUAACGUACUUCUCAAAGCAUUGAAUGCUUUAUUCCAUCAUCACAUGACAACAACAAAAAUCUUUUUAAAUACUCAGAAAUCAAUAAAUGAUUAGUAAUAAUGUCUCCAAGGUAUUUGUUUGAGCACUCAAGCUCAUAUAAACAAACAAUACUUAUUUUCAUUCAAUUCAAUAUCUUUAUUUACACUUCAUAUAUGUAGCCAUUUUUAAUAAAUAAAUUAAUAUCCUCUU
This is a messenger RNA of Schistosoma curassoni, 5044 nucleotides long. NCBI's taxonomy places the organism in Eukaryota, Metazoa, Platyhelminthes, Trematoda, Strigeidida, Schistosomatidae. The record is from the annotation of a GenBank genome assembly.